Molecule: messenger RNA, 2739 nt
Organism: Tympanuchus pallidicinctus (lesser prairie-chicken)
Lineage: Eukaryota; Metazoa; Chordata; Aves; Galliformes; Phasianidae
Gene: MATK
Product: megakaryocyte-associated tyrosine kinase
Exons: 13
Coding region: 952-2295 (447 amino acids)
Biological process (GO): protein phosphorylation
Molecular function (GO): protein binding; ATP binding; protein tyrosine kinase activity
Source: RefSeq, a predicted model, not a curated record
GCUGUGUUGGGGUUGGGGUUGAGUUGUUUUGGGGUUGUUCCUUUUCCAUGCAUUUCUAACCCCUCCCCUUCCCCUUCCCUCUCUUUCUCUCUUUCUUUCCCAUUUCCCUAUGAAAAUUUGAAGCAUCAAAGUGUGUUCCUGUGGUCUCCGCUUUCACUUUUCCUUUCAGCACCGACCAACCAUGGAGGAGCUGCUUCCUCCCCACUGUGUCUGGAGGGCAGCGAUAGCAGCUCUGCCAGGCUCCUGGACGGGGCAACCCUGUGCUGUUAAAGGGCAAAAGUCGCUUGAGUGUCGUUAACUAAGAAGCCAGCUCUGAUUAAUGAUUGAUGGCGGGCGGGCACUAGGACCUCUGGGACGUGGCAUCUCCGUAACCAGAAGAGAAAUGAGGAAAUAACGCCGUGGCUCUGUCUGUGCCCUUUGGAAACAACACAGCGCUGCACCCUGCGGGAGGAGUCGCUUGCCCAGGAGUUCAGUGGUUGGAGUGUGGUUGAGCGGCCCCACAGCUUCACAGCCCCAAAGCAUCACAGCCCCGAAUGGACGCAGCUGGGGGGUGAAGGUGCUGUGUGUCGCUGCUGCGUGGACCGGGCACAGCGCCUGCGACAGCAGGGAACAACGGGGACCCCGCAGAUGUGAGAUGCCUGGCGGUGACCCCGCGGGGCAGUCAGCCCCUCACUGCUGGCAUUGCAGCCCGUCACCCCGUGCCUCUCCCAGCCCUCAUGGCCCCGACAGCUGUGAGCUGCAGGCAGGAGAUGAGAAAGCGAGUUCCUGCCAAAACCACACGGCGCUGUGACGGCCUCAUGUGGCUCUGGGGCACUGCUGUGCUCCGUGGGGGGGGGGGGGGACCAGGCCAGAGCUUUGGCUCAGCCUCAUUUCUUUGUGGCCCCAUUUGGUUUCUUCUCUGCAGGUGACAUCGGGAGCAGACAGCAGUCCCUGAUGCGCUGACGGCCAAUCAUGUCCAGGAAGCACUGGCCUGCGGGGACGCAGUGCGUCACCAAGCACGACCACACCAAGCCCAAGGCCGGCGAGCUGGCCUUCCACAAGGGAGAUGUGAUCACCAUCAUCGAGGCCGUGGAGGGCAGGAACUGGUACCGCGCGCGGCACAACGAGAGCGGGCAGGAGGGGCUGCUGGCGGCCGGGGCGCUGCGGGAGCGCGGGGCCAUCCGUGCUGACCACAAGCUCAGCCUCAUGCCCUGGUUCCACGGGAAGAUCUCGGGGGUGGAGGCGGUGCAGGAGCUGCAGCCCCCCGAGGACGGGCUGUUCCUGGUGCGUGAGUCGGUCCGGCACCCUGGUGACUACGUGCUGUGCGUGAGCUUUGGCAAGGAGGUGAUCCACUACCGCGUGCUGCACCAGGAGAACAGGCUGAGCAUCGACAGCGAGCAGUACUUCUGCAACCUCAUCGACAUGAUCGAGCACUACACGGAGCAGCAAGGAGCCCUCUGCACCAAGCUGGUGAAGCCCAAAGCCAAGAGCGGGAUGAAGUCAGCCGAGGAGGAGUUGGCCAAAGCCGGCUGGCUGCUCAACCUGCAGCACCUCACGCUGGGAGAACGCAUCGGGCAAGGCGAGUUUGGAGAUGUCCUGCAGGGCGAGUACAUGGGGCAGAAGGUGGCCGUGAAGAACGUCAAGUGUGAUGUGACCGCCCAGGCCUUCCUCGCCGAGACCGCCGCCAUGACGAAGGUCCGACACAAGAACCUGGUGCGUCUGCUGGGCGUCAUCCUGCACAACGGCCUCUACAUCGUCAUGGAGUUCAUGAGCAAGGGCAACCUGGUCAACUUCCUGCGCACGCGGGGCCGCGCGCUCGUCUCACUGCCACAACUCCUGCAGUUCUCUCUGGACGUGGCCCAGGGCAUGGACUACCUGGAGUCCAAGAAGCUGGUGCACAGGGACCUGGCCGCCCGCAACAUCCUCAUCUCCGAGGACAACGUGGCCAAAGUGAGCGAUUUUGGCCUGGCCAGGGUCAACCCCCGCGGUGCGGACACCACGCUGCUGCCCGUGAAGUGGACGGCUCCCGAGGCCCUGAAGCACAGUAAAUUCUCCUCCAAAUCGGAUGUGUGGAGCUACGGGAUCCUCCUGUGGGAGGUGUUCUCCUUUGGUCGAGCACCCUACCCCAAGCUGAGCCUGAAGGAGGUGACGGAGCAGCUGGAGCAGGGGUACCGCAUGGAGCCCCCCGAGGGCUGCCCGCCCGCUGUGUACACACUGAUGAGGAGCUGCUGGGAGAUGGAGCCGGGCAAGAGGCCGUCCUUCAAGAAGCUCACAGAGAAGCUGCAGAAAGAGCUGAAGCACCUGAAGGAUGUUUAACCUACGUUCCACACCCAAGGAGCCCCCAGGACCCACAGGAGGAGCCCCCAAGUUGGGGAGCAGUGUGAAAAUGGGCAGCCUGGAGGCUGCUCCCUCCUGGUGAAGAUGGGGCAGUGGCUCUGCAGGGUGCCUCCUCCCCUGCACGCACACAGAGGAUGCAAUGUCCACCCUCCAUCUCCCAGGAGGAUGCAGUGGACAGAUGAAUCCCUCCGUCCCCGUGGGGCCCAGCCAUGCCUGGGGGCACCAGGAGCACGAGGUCCCUCUGAGCCCCUUCUCCUUUCCCAGUGGUGGGGACAACAGGGGAUGUCCCACCCCUAUGGAAGACAACACCCCACUGCUGGCACAGCCCUAUGCCUGCCCUGCAUGGGCACACCAACCGCACUCAGCUCAGCCACGCGGGUUUGGGCCUCUUGAUUAAACCACAGAAAUUAGUUGGGCAGCGUC